AAGCCACGGCUCCCUCACGCGCUUCCGUUUCUGUUUUGUGAGGGGGAAAUGUGUUGGGUGUUGUUGGGUUUUUCCAGGGUGCAGUUUGCUCCAUGAGAUCACUCGACGGAAACAGUGGCUCAGGUUGGGAUCAUGACUUGCUCAGCAUCUGCACGUGCUUCAUGAGGCUUGGUGACCUGAUUCUUUAGGACCUGUAGACCAGGAAGACCACGCAGACCACGCUCCACCGGGACCGAUCCCAGGAAUCUUAAAGAUCGGGCGCGACUGAAUUCUCUACACGCAAGAUGUCGAUAAUGGACCACAGCCCCACCACUGGCGUUGUGACGAUCAUAGUGACCCUGAUUGCCAUUGCCGCUCUGGGAGCGCUGAUCUUCGGCUGCUGGUGCUACUUGCGUCUGCAACGCUUCACUCAGUCCGAGGAUGAGGAGAGCAUCGUCGGCGAGGGCGAAACCAAAGAGCCUUUCCUCCUGGUGCAGUACUCGGCCCGCGUUCCUCGCACAGAUCACAAGAGCAAACUCGCUCCUGCCGGCACGGAGAGCCACAGCUAACUGCUCUCUUUCGAAAAUCCUGUGCUGGCGGUGAUCCGUGGAGGAAUCAGAUUUGUUUGUUCCUUUUCUAUAUUCCAAAACAUAUAGCAUUACGUUAACAUCCUGUUGUAAUGAGAAAUGGUUUCAGGUCAAACGCAGAACAAAGCUAACGCAUGUAUUUGUCCAGCUGCUUCUAAAGUCUCCUUAAUUUGAAUGAUUUGUGCACUUUGUGGUUGUCCAGUGGAACCCUGUUAUAAUGUGAAACUGAUACUGUCUUUUUAUUAUUAUUAUUAUUAUUUUUUUUUUUUUACAACUAGCUGACGUUUAUUUAUCUGAUAAAUUAUGUCCUUGGGUACAGAUACUUCUUCUGUUGUGCUAUAUGAGGAGAACUCUAGUUUCAGCCAGAGCUGGCUCUGGUCUAAAAGCCAGUAUGUGCAAUGAGUGCACAUGCGUGAUGGAAAAUUAAUUCAACAAUCCAUUUAAUAUGUCAAUUAAAGCAGUCAUGUGUAGUUGUAGUUAGUGACUCAACAGCCUUCGAUUACACAUUCUGUCUCUGCCAUGCCAUCGGAAAGCUUUGUGUGCAGAUGAAAUCUUUCGUUCAUGGUACAGGGUCAGGGUCAAUGCUCCCUCCUGUCUAACUUUUUUAGCAUGGAAAGUAGAUUUGUAUUAAUUUCUACAUACAUGUCACUUGACACACGGCAUUAGAUGCUGUUGUAGCUCUGAUCUGCUAAGAAGCCAUCAUGAAUGAAAGCCAGUGACUGGGUCUCGGGGUGUGGAGGUACAACAGGAAGAUCCCAGAGGUGAUCAUUAUGGUGGCUGAGCACCUUUCUGUAUGGAAUUAGAUGAGGACACUUGAAGGAUAUGUAAAUAUUUUUUAUAGGUCUUUCACUGUUUGUCAUGCUGAAAAUGACUGAUGUAUAAAUGUGAGGGAAAAAAAAGUGUCUGAUUUCCUGUACGAAUGAAUAAAGUGUGAUUUGAUCUUAA
Messenger RNA from Pangasianodon hypophthalmus (striped catfish), 1511 nucleotides. RefSeq names its product stannin (gene snn). The transcript has 2 exons. The coding region runs from base 285 to 548 and encodes 87 amino acids. The record is from RefSeq and is a predicted model, not a curated record. Lineage: Eukaryota; Metazoa; Chordata; Actinopteri; Siluriformes; Pangasiidae. Gene Ontology annotation, cellular component: mitochondrial outer membrane.